This is a messenger RNA of Morchella importuna, 261 nucleotides long. RefSeq lists its product as uncharacterized. NCBI's taxonomy places the organism in Eukaryota, Fungi, Ascomycota, Pezizomycetes, Pezizales, Morchellaceae. Bases 1 to 261 code for a protein of 86 amino acids. The transcript has 3 exons. The record is from RefSeq and is a predicted model, not a curated record.
AUGAGACGGGGUGAUCUGAGGUCUGCCCACAGCAUAAGGUCUCCCACUCCCACUGUUUUUUCUUCCCACCCAACCUGUACUGUGUUCUCUCUCUCUCAUCUUUCCCUCACUGCCCCAUACAUCCCACUGCUAAUCGACACUUCUUUGCACGGUUUAUUCUGUGCUGUGAUUCUCAUCUCGUUUGAAAGACGCGCUACUAAAACAUUCGCGUCUCCCCGUACAACUUCCAUCAUCACCAACACCAUUCUCAUCACCAAAUAA